GCGCGUGUUGCCAUAUCGCUCUCGCUCUUGAAGCGCUGCUUCGCUCGUGCGCCUCUGCAACCCUUAUCGUUAAAUAAUAUAGAUAUCUUUAUUUCGCGCCACCGCAAAUGAUUUAUUUUCCCAUAAUCAGUUAUAUAAACUAGUUUCGACUCCUGACAUCUGUGUGCACUCUGUGUUUGGGGGGUUUAUUGUUGUCUAUUGCACGGGACGAAGAAAGACCAGGACUCUGCUUGGACAUUCUCCUUCCACUGACUUCUCACCAGGACACUCGAUCGCCUCUGAGGUAGAACGUCGAGGAGAAUCCAGUGGAGACUGUCUUUCAUUCGCCCGGCAUGAGGCAGCAUGUGUUUACUCUCAAUUUAGCACAGAUUCUGUAGUUCAGUGACACGGCAUGAAAAAGGUUAUGAGCACCUGUAGAGAUUGGUGAUCCAGGAGUCUGAGACGAGCCAAUGAGAGGAUGGCCAGAGGUCACAUGAUCUGCAAAACCACCAUCCAGCUGGUUCUGCCGAUGCUGCUGAGUGUGUUGCCGCUCACACACACUCAAAAUCCACCUCGUUUCACCCGGACACCCACUGAUCAAAUAGGCGUACAGGGCGGCGUGGCCUCCUUCGUGUGCCAGGCGACAGGAGACCCACAGCCCAAGAUCACUUGGAGCAGGAAGGGCAAAAAAGUCAUCAACCAGAGAUUUGAGAUGAUUGAGUUUGAAGACGGCUCUGGCUCAGUCUUACGUGUGCAGCCACUGCGGACCCCACGUGACGAGGCUAUAUAUGAGUGUGUGGCGUCUAACGAGGCCGGAGAGAUCAGCGCCUCCACCCGCCUCAUGGUGCUGCGAGAGGACCAGCUUCCUCCCGGCUUUCCGUCCAUAGACAUGGGUCCUCAGCUCAAGGUGGUGGAACGUUCUCGCACAGCCACCAUGCUGUGUGCAGCCAGCGGCACUCCUGACCCAGAGAUCACCUGGUUUAAGGACUUCCUUCCCAUCAACACACACACUCACGGACGCAUCAAACAGCUGCGCUCAGAGUCCUUCGGGGGUACACCAAUCCGAGGUGCACUGCAGAUUGAUCGCAGUGAAGAAACCGAUCAAGGGAAAUACGAGUGCGUGGCUACGAAUAGCGAAGGGACUCGUUACUCAACAUCCGCUAACCUCUACGUCAGAGAGCUGAGAGAUGUGCGCCGGGUCCCUCCGCGCUUCUCUGUGCCGCCCAUGGAUUACGAAGUCAUGCCUGGAGGAGGGGUGAACAUCACGUGCGUGGCGGUGGGCGUCCCCAUGCCGUACGUGAAGUGGAUGCUUGGAACGGAAGACCUGACCCCAGAGGAUGACAUGCCCAUCGGAAAGAACGUGCUGGAGCUCACGGACGUGCGACAGUCAGCCAAUUACACCUGUGUGGCCAUGUCCACUCUGGGUGUCAUUGAAACUGUCACACAGAUCACAGUCAAAGCCCUUCCAAAUCCUCCAGGAGCUCCGGUUGUCAUGGAGCGUUCAGCCACCAGCAUAACCUUGAUGUGGGACAGUGGGAACCCGCUUCCUGUUUCCUAUUACGUCAUCCAGCACCGCCCCACUUCCUCCCAUGACCCUUUUAAAGAGAUUGACGCCGUGGCGACAACACGGUACAGCGUCGGUGGCCUCAGCCCCUACUCGUACUAUCACUUCCAGGUCAUAGCGGUCAAUUCCAUCGGCCGCAGUCCUCCGAGUCCUACCGUGGAAGCUCGAACAGCAGAGCAAGCCCCAAGUUCUGCGCCGCGGAGAGUCAGAGGACGAAUGCUCAGCGUGUCCACGGCAAUGGUGCAGUGGGAGGAGCCAGAGGAGGCAAACGGACAGGUGGUUGGCUACCGGGUUUACUAUACGUCUGAUCCAUCGCUGCAAGUCAACCAGUGGGAAAAGGAGAUCGUUCGUGGAGCAAAUUUCCUCACAAUACAGGAUCUAACACCAAACAAGACCUAUUACAUUAGAGUCCUGGCUUUUACUGCAGUGGGAGAUGGUCCUCUCUCCAGCGACCUGCACAUCAUUGCCAAAACCGGAGUUCCUUCUCAGCCCACAGAGCUGAAAGCAGAGGUGAAGUCAGAGACGAGCGUACUGCUCUCCUGGCUUCCUCCAGCUCACAGCGGCACCGACGCCAUCAUCGGAUACGAACUCAUAUACAGGCUCGGAGACCAGCCUGAGCAGAAGAUCGUGUUCGACCCCAGCGCCAGCUACGUGCUAAAGAAUCUGAAGCCCUUCUCCACCUACACCUUUCAGUUAGCAGCACGUAGUAAACACGGCGUGGGAGCCUUCACCAGCGAGCUCAGCAUACAGACUCCUCAAACCUUGUUUGCUGUGAACUUCCAUGUGAAAGCUGCUAUGAAGAGUUCAGUAUGGCUUGCCUGGGAACCACGAACCUCACAGAACAAACCUUCGACUUUUAUUAUCUCAUACGGCGACGGUCGCAAAUUGGAGGUAGACGGGCGUCUCGGUCUGCAGCGCGUCGCCGAGUUAAAGCCGCAGUCACUCUACACGUUCCUCCUGAGUAAUAAAGCGGACGGCAAAGAGGGGCUACAGCACCGCUCCGACGCCAUGACCGCUCCGAACCUGCUACCUAGAAAACCUCAGCUAGUGGAGAAGAGCAGCUCCGAGAGCACUGCUACGCUGCAGCUGCCCUCCGUGCAUACACACACCCCUGUCAGGGGUUUCUACAUCAUUGUUGUCCCACUGAGGAGGCAGAGAGGAGGAAACUUCCAGAAUCCUUGGAGUGACCCGGAUGAAAUGAACCUAGAUGAGCUCCUACGGACGAUCAACGGGACGAGCCGAUCGGUACGCUUACGGAGGCAGGCAGAGCCGAAGCCAUACAUCAGCGCUUACUUCCAGAGUCUUCCGUCCGAGUUUAAGCUGGGAGACGGCCGCGUGUACGGAGUGUUUCUGAACCGCCAGCUUCUCAAUGGGCAGGAGUAUGUCUGCUUCGUGCUGGCCAUUUUAGAGCUUGGACAGAAUACCGUGUACUCAACCAGCCCAUUUUCGGACCCCGUGGUAUUUACGGACUUGGAGCCUCAGCCUAUCGUGGAUGAGGAGGAGGGGCUGCUUUGGGUUGUGGGGCCCGUACUGGCUGUGAUCUUCAUCAUCAGCAUAGUCAUCCUCAUCCUGCUGUUUAAGAGCAAACCAGACAGGAAGCGGGCAGAAUUAGAGGGCAGAAAGUGCAGCUUCCCAAGUAGCGGCAAAGCGAUGAGCUCCCAGCAUCCAUCAGACCCCGUGGAGCUCCGCAGAAUCAACUUCCCAACACCUGGUUUGCGUUCCUCCGGUUAUCGUCGUUUACAAAGUAUGACCGAUCAUCCUCCGGUUUCUAUCUCAGAACUGCCCAGUUACAUAGAGAGAAAAAAAGCCAACGAGAGCCUGAAGUUCUCUCAGGAGUACGAGUCUAUUGACCCUGGGCAGCAGUUCUCUUGGGAGCACUCAAACCUGGACAUUAAUAAACCAAAGAACCGUUAUGCAAAUGUCAUCGCCUACGAUCACACCAGAGUAGUGCUGUCUAACAGUGAUGGUCAGCCAGGCGGCGACUACAUCAAUGCCAAUUUUAUAGAUGGGUAUCGGAGACAAGGUGCCUAUGUGGCCUCACAGGGGCCCAUGCCAGAUACCAUCAGUGACUUCUGGAGGAUGGUGUGGGAGCAGCACACGGCUAACAUCAUCAUGAUCACCAAACUGGAGGAGAAAUCAAGGAAUAAGUGUGAUCAGUAUUGGCCCAGUCGAGGCACAGAGACUUACGGACUCAUGCAGGUCUCUGUGUUAGACACCGUAGAGCUUGCAGCUUACUGCGUCAGGACCUUUGCACUCUUUAAGCGUGGCAGCAGCGAGAAGCGGGAGGUCCGUCAGUUCCAGUUCACAGCAUGGCCAGAUCACGGUGUACCUGAACACCCCACUCCCUUUUUGGCUUUCCUGCGAAGAGUCAAAGCCUGUAAUCCUCCAGACGCCGGGCCAAUCGUAGUGCACUGCAGCGCGGGUGUGGGACGUACCGGCUGCUUCAUCGUGAUCGACGCCAUGCUGGAGCGCGUGAAGCAGGAGAAGACCGUCGACGUGUACGGUCACGUGACGCUGAUGCGCUCUCAGAGGAACUACAUGGUGCAGACGGUAGAGCAGUACGUGUUCAUAUACGACGCACUGCUGGAGGCCGUCACCUGCGGCAACACCGAGGUGCCUGCACGCAACCUCUACGCUUACAUCCAGAGACUGAAACAGGCCGAGCCGCCCGACAACAUCAGCGCCAUGGAGCACGAGUUUAAAAGGUUAGCCAAUGCCAGGGCACACAACUCCCGCUUUGUGAGUGCCAACCUGCCCUGUAACAAGUUUAAAAACAGGCUGGUGAACAUCAUGCCGUACGAGAGCACACGUGUGGGCCUGCAGCUGAUCCGAGGUGUGGAGGGCUCGGACUACGUCAACGCCAGCUUUAUAGACGGUUAUAGGCAACAGAGGGCGUAUAUCGCCACUCAGGGUCCUCUGGCUGAGACAGCCGAAGAUUACUGGAGAAUGUUGUGGGAACACAACUCAACUAUUGUAGUGAUGCUCACUAAACUUAGAGAGAUGGGAAGGGAGAAGUGCCACCAGUACUGGCCAUCAGAGAGAUCAGCACGCUAUCAGUACUUUGUGGUGGACCCCAUGGCUGAGUACAACAUGCCGCAGUACAUCCUACGAGAAUUUAAAGUGACCGAUGCCAGGGACGGCCAGUCCCGCACUAUUCGCCAGUUCCAGUUCACCGAUUGGCCAGAACAGGGCGUGCCAAAGUCUGGUGAAGGCUUCAUAGAUUUCAUUGGCCAAGUACACAAGACAAAAGAGCAGUUCGGUCAAGACGGACCAAUCACAGUACAUUGCAGUGCUGGUGUUGGGAGGACAGGUGUCUUUAUCACUUUGAGCAUCGUGUUGGAGAGGAUGCGUUAUGAAGGAGUGGUCGACAUCUUCCAAACUGUCAAAAUGCUGCGAACUCAGAGACCAGCCAUGGUGCAGACAGAGGAACAAUACCAGUUUUGCUACCAUGCAGCACUGGAGUACUUGGGCAGUUUCGAUCACUAUGCAACAUAAAGCGUCUCAGUUUCUCUGGACCAGCAGGACAUUUCCUCUGAUUUCUGUGUCUCCCAGCGCAGCUGUCUUUACACUGUCUGUACCGAGUGUGCUGUUGAGCCGCCCGUUCUUGGCUCCGGAAACGUAAGCUAGCGCUGAAUUGAUUCAGAGGUCACGUUUAGUUCUGUUCAGUUCAGGGCUAUCUUAAGAUCAUCUUAAAAUAAUCACCACCAACAGAAUAUUAAAUCCAGCACCUGGGAGACGAGCGGUCCAACGUUUCAUUUGGAUUGUGUUUUAGAUUAAACUGUAACACUGAUUAGUUACCAACACACACACACACACACACACACACAGGUAGAGUGGACCACUAGCAAUCAUGACUUUUCUCAAAAGGCUGUGCAAUACUGAAUAUGUCUGCACUUUGGAUUUAACUUGAAAGCACACACAAUAAUCCACUGUAAUUUUAUGGCCUGUUAAGUAUUUAAAAAAACAAACAAAAAAAAUGGUAUACCGACAGUAUUCAUAUAUGUUUGUGAUGGUCUGGGAAAAUAUGUUUGUGAUGGCCUGCGAUUGCUGGAUUCUGGAAAGCGUUCAGUUUUUGUCUUCUGAACUUGACAUGGCGUCUCCCUGCAAAACACAGCAGUGAACUCAGUCAGCCGGAAAUCCUUAAACCCUUCUAGAUAAAAGUGUUUUCCUCACACGAUGUGAACGUAACGUGCACGUCAAUCAAGUUGUGUCAUAACAAAACGGCUGUAAGUGUUUUAUUCCUCUUAUACCACAGUUUUGCAAAUGCUAAUGAUCAGAUUUAUUUCAUAUUUUAUUUAUUUUUUUAAACGAACCCAUCAUACUUUAUAACCGUUAAUGACAUUUAAUUUGUUUUUUGUUUUUCUAGAACACGUUCGAUGUAAUUAACAGACCAAAUAUAUUAGGUGUUAAUUUUUAAAGAACAAUAGUUUAUGCUUUAGCAGCAUUCCUUCACUAAUGACAUUCUCUCUCUCUCUCUCUCUCUCUCUCUCUCUCUCUCUCUCUCUCUCUCUCAUAUUUCUUUCACCUCUCUCUCUCUCACACACCUCUUUUCUCUUUCAUUCUCUCACCUCUCUCUCUCUCUCUCUCUCUCUCUCUCUCUCUCUCUCUCUCUCUCUCUCUCUCUCUCUCUCUAACUCACUCUCUCCUGAAAUUAAUAUACCCAGUAAAACCCGCAUCUUCUCAUGUAAAGGAACCGCUUUGCCUCUGACUGUUACAAAGCACUAACACUAAAGUGCUUCUGAAUCAACUCCAGGUCUCCUCACCGUUCAAACGCGUACACACAACUGUGUGAUGUGCUUGCUGUAGGAAGAGAUCAAGUACUACUUUAAAAAAAAAUAAAACCUGGCUGAGCUGCUGCUGCUGCUGAAAAUGAAUCAACACCGUCUGAGCGAUUGCAUUCAAGAUACCUACAGCCCUGUGCUAUCAACUUCAGUAAUAUUAAUAAUCAGACAUUUCACUUUAGAUUCCAGAGCUAAAGAUCUUAGCCAUGUAAAGGGAUUUCCCAGGCCGACCACACAGAUAGCGACACAGUUACGCUUUGGACGUUGUUCGACUACGAAGCGUCAGUGAACACACAUUGAAAAGAAAAGAAAAGAAAAAAAAAAAGGCAAAAAGAAAAACCUGAGAUGAGCAGCGACACCAAGUCUUAAAGUUCACCUUAAAAAAAAACAAAAGAAAAACUCUCCACGGUGAUGUUACAGUGACACAGAUGAUCGUUUCGACAGUAGUAGUGCCUUAUCAUGAUUUUCGAUAGUUUGCUUUUGUUCCACUUCUGUGAACGUACCUGUGUUUUAGGUUGUAGACACUUUUGAUAAACUAGGAUUAAACAUGUGCCACACCAAAAUUUUAAUAUCACUUUGGAUUAUACAAGUAUAUAUAAAUAUAUAUAAUAGUCUCUCUCACGAAACACCGUCAUGAUUUUUACGAAGCCAUAUCGAUGAGAAAUUGAUGCUGCCAAGGCCUUUAGGAAUUGUUACUACAUAAAAAAAGUGUAUGCAUGCACAUUUUUGGAUGGAUAUAAUAUAUUUGACCUAAAUCAUGAAUUUUUUAUAUUAUUAGUCAUCAAAUGGAACUUAUAUCAGUUUACUAAAUAUGACACUAAAUCUCUCUUCUUUUUUUUUGUUUUACUUUUUUUUUUAAAUUGUAAUUAUCCUACUUAUCUUGCCUCUUGGAGAGCAUGCAGUGUUUGACAUCUUUAUCUAGUUUUAAGGAUUUUUUUUCCUGGAUAUAUGAAAGUAUUUUAUAUCAUACGAUAUGUUAUACUGUACGAUAAUUCGCACAAUAAACGUAAAGAAAAAGGGAAAGAAAAAAAAACACAAGUUGAACACUCGAGCCACAAACAUGUGCUGGUUGUUUUACACCCAGUGCUCAGUUUACUGAAUAUUCGACUUUUUAUUUAUUUAUUUAUAUUUUUUUGCCAUGAAAGCACUACGUCAUCCCAGGAAUGUAACCAGGUGUUGAGAUGUGUUAAUGGUCUUUGUGUGUGUGUGUGUGUGUGUGUGUGUGUGUGUGUGUGUGUGUGUGUGUGUGUGUGUGUGGAUGACCCCAUGAGGGAACAAUACACACUCUCGCUCUAUGCACUAACCGUCGUUCUCGAGUACGGAGCGUUCCCCCUGUUAUCGCCAUGGUGACCACAGUGUGUGCAUGUUACGAUAUACAGCGAAUAUCUUUUGGUGUUCAAGCUUAAGGAGAAUAUACACUUUUGUAGUGUUUUAGUGUUCAAUGUUUUCCAGAAGACAAGACGGCGCGAUCGUAGUUUCUCUCCACGUUAAGUAGCCGAAGGAGCGGAACAGGACAAGUCUUCUCGAGGACGCAAGAAACCACACCACGAGCCCAAAGCUCCAGCUGAUUUAAACAGUUUUUUGGCUCCACCAAAACAUUUAGGACUUAAACUGUCGUUAGUCGUGUGUCUCUGCAUUUUAAACACAUUUUGCCAUUAUGAAUAAAAAAAAGAAUUAAAUUCUGUACAUCAGUUUGAGGUUAAUGCUACACAUUUUGUUUCCAUGUUUAUCUCUGAGAGUUCAGCCCCUGGAUAAAUCACCACUGUUUGUUUCAUCAUGUGAUCUGACCAAAUAUCCAUUUUAUUGCCAUGUUUCUUUCCACUUUGUAAGACGUCGACGUGAGAGAUUUCUGCGAUUCGAUCCAUCCGGUCGAUGUGAGCACAAGUGAAGCCCCGUCUUCUGUUAUUUACCUCUUAUUUUGUAGUAAAUGUAAAUAUUUUAGAGAAAUAAUCUUAUGCUUUUUUUUAUUUUCCUACUUUUGUUGUGAGGAGAAAAAAAAAGUCGUGAGAACACGGGGGUAUUUGUGGAUAAUUAUUAUUAUUAUUUUUGUUUUCUGUUUCAUUUUGUUACAAAUAAACUGGCAACAAACAUG
Messenger RNA from Tachysurus fulvidraco (yellow catfish), 8416 nucleotides. It is a transcript of the gene ptprdb, whose product is annotated as protein tyrosine phosphatase receptor type Db. The record is from RefSeq and is a predicted model, not a curated record. Bases 458 to 5038 code for a protein of 1526 amino acids. Gene Ontology annotation, molecular function: protein tyrosine phosphatase activity; protein binding. The transcript has 36 exons. Gene Ontology annotation, biological process: peptidyl-tyrosine dephosphorylation; synaptic membrane adhesion. NCBI's taxonomy places the organism in Eukaryota, Metazoa, Chordata, Actinopteri, Siluriformes, Bagridae.